This is a messenger RNA of Rhea pennata, 1952 nucleotides long. RefSeq names its product stathmin 2 (gene STMN2). Bases 149 to 688 code for a protein of 179 amino acids. The record is from RefSeq and is a predicted model, not a curated record. Lineage: Eukaryota; Metazoa; Chordata; Aves; Rheiformes; Rheidae. Gene Ontology annotation, biological process: regulation of microtubule polymerization or depolymerization; neuron projection development; microtubule depolymerization. Gene Ontology annotation, cellular component: neuron projection; growth cone; cytoplasm. Gene Ontology annotation, molecular function: tubulin binding. The transcript is spliced from 5 exons.
AUUAUUCAUGGGCUCCUGCCUCUUGCUCCUUCUCUUGCACAGCCCCACUCUGCUGACUCAGUGCCUUAUUCAGUCUUCUCUCCCUCUCUCCACUGCUGUAGCUGGACCCCUUUGCCUUCACCGCCUCUGAGAGUCUGCACAUCCCACCAUGGCUAAAACAGCAAUGGCUUACAAGGAAAAGAUGAAGGAGCUGUCCAUGCUCUCUCUGAUCUGCUCCUGUUUUUACCCUGAACCUCGCAACAUGAACAUCUAUAAGUAUGAUGACAUGGAAGUUAAACAAAUCAACAAACGUGCCUCUGGCCAGGCCUUCGAACUGAUCCUAAAGCCACCAUCUCCGGUCUCAGAAGCACCGCGAACUUUAGCCUCUCCAAAGAAGAAAGAACUCUCUCUUGAGGAGAUCCAGAAAAAGCUGGAAGCUGCAGAGGAAAGGAGAAAGUCCCAGGAGGCCCAGGUGCUGAAACAUCUGGCAGAGAAGCGGGAACAUGAGCGAGAAGUGCUUCAAAAGGCUUUGGAGGAGAACAACAACUUCAGCAAAAUGGCAGAGGAAAAGCUGAUACUGAAAAUGGAACAGAUCAAAGAAAAUCGUGAAGCUAAUUUAGCUGCUCUUAUUGAACGUCUCCAAGAAAAGGAGAGGCAUGCCGCAGAGGUCCGUAGAAACAAGGAGCUCCAGGUGGAACUGUCUGGCUGAAAACAGCAAUGGAGGAUGUGACCCAUCCCCACCAUUAGUAAACUCCCCCUGCCUAUAUUAUUAUGGAUCAUGCGAUAUCAGUAUGGGAAAUGUAUGACAUGGUUUAAAAAAAAUCAAGAACUCAAUAAAAAACUUUAAAAAAGAAACAAAAAUAAAAACAAAAAAAUGCGGUCUCUUUGCAGAAUGAUUUGCUUGAUGUUUAAAAAACUUGGAUCUUAUUUUGUAAAUACUUACAUUUUUGUUAAAAAAUACAAGUAUUGCAUUAUGCAAGUUAUUUCAUAAUCUUACAUGUCCUGUAACAGGCUUCUAAUGUCUAUUUCCACUCAGCUGACUUUGCUGGGUCGGUUCAUUUGAAGCACCUCAUGUCUAUCUCCAUUCCCUGCGACUCUCAUUCCAACCCACCGAUGAGGUCAGUAGUAGUUCUAUGGUGCUAGAGACCAGCCAUUGCCUAAUAACCUAGAGCGCUUUGCCAUCAGUAAGCUUUGUUAAAGCAGUAGCUAGGUGACAGGUAUUGUGACUUCACAUUCAGCCGUCCAAGACAAAAGGCUCUUAAAAUGCAGUUUCUUCAAAUGCAAUUUGCCCUACAGGUUUCUGUAGCGUGCUGUAUAAUGGAGGUUAAAUUACUGCGUACAAUACUUGUUGCUUUCGAGAUGAGUGGCAGCAAAUACUGCUUUGCAACAGACAGGAAAGUAAGUGAUAAGUUGGUUUAAGGUCAGUUUAAGAGGAACAUUGUAAACAUCAAGCUAUGACAAAUUCUAAGUUAUAGAAAUGCUAAAUGUAAAGUGAGCUUAAUUUUCCACUUGAAAAUCUGUUGAUGGAGCAAAUAAUAGCAUCAAGUGGCUUUACCUGUAGAUGUCAUGAUCUGUGAUACUCAUCUGAUACUACCAUAUUACGUGUAUAAUGGUACAAAAAGCUACUGAAUGUUUCACCUGAAACCUGUGAGCCAGCUGUUACAUUUUUUUGACACUGCUGACUUCCCUUUGACAUGACUUUUACUCUUCAGUGUUAGCCAACCCUACCUAGUGACAGACAUCUAGAGCUAAGAGGGCUGAAGCAGCAGGAAUGACUAGACAGGGUGCUUGUGCCAAGUACAAUAUCACCAAACCUAAGACACCAUCCCCAAAAUAGCUGCAGUUUUGAAGUUGUCCCUACCCCCCUGGAGGUUGCUGCCUGCAUAUUCUACUGUUCAUUAGUGCUAUUUUCCUGUAUGUCAUUGUGAGCAAGCUGUGAUUAAUAAAGAAUUGGGGUUCUGUGAACUGAAAAA